AUGGCGGAAAUGCAAAAUGCAAACCCCACAAUCCUCAACACGACCGAUCUACCAACUCGCCAGAGAAAAUCAUCCACGGCCAAAAAUGCACUGGUGGCGGGACAGGAAUAUUAUGAGGGGACGGUGUUCUACAAAGACCUCGCGCUCCCCGAAUUGACGGACCCAUUCGCUCUUCGUUCGUCGUAUAGUAGCAGUGAAUCCGAGAGUGAUGAUAAUGAUAAUGAUGAGAAUAUCUACGAGGAGCCGAUUGAUGAGCAGGAGAUAUAUGACCUCGUCUCAACAAUCUCCGACCCUGAACACCCUAUAUCCCUCGGCUCCCUCGCCGUCGUCUCUUUACCUGAUAUCUCCAUCUCACCUUCACUACCAGCAAACCCAUCCUCGCCCCUCCGCACCGUCACGGUCCUCAUCACACCCACAAUCACACACUGCAGUUUAGCAACUGUGAUCGGACUCGGUGUUCGAGUGCGGCUCGAACAAUCCCUACCCCCCAGAUUUAGGGUUGAUGUGCGAAUCAAGGAAGGUACGCAUAGUACGGCGGAGGAAGUGAAUAAGCAGCUUGCGGAUAAGGAGAGGGUUGCGGCGGCGUUGGAGAAUGGGACGCUUAUGGGGGUGAUUGGGAAGAUGUUGGAGACUUGUGCUUGA
Molecule: messenger RNA, 642 nt
Organism: Talaromyces marneffei
Lineage: Eukaryota; Fungi; Ascomycota; Eurotiomycetes; Eurotiales; Trichocomaceae
Exons: 2
Coding region: 1-642 (213 amino acids)
Biological process (GO): iron-sulfur cluster assembly
Source: RefSeq, a predicted model, not a curated record